Molecule: messenger RNA, 506 nt
Organism: Medicago truncatula (barrel medic)
Lineage: Eukaryota; Viridiplantae; Streptophyta; Magnoliopsida; Fabales; Fabaceae
Exons: 1
Coding region: 82-354 (90 amino acids)
Source: RefSeq, a predicted model, not a curated record
AUUGCACAAUCAAGCAAGAGAAACUUCUUCAAUUUCCUACAGAUUACCCUAUAUUCAACCAGAAUUUUUAAUUAUUUCAAUAUGAGUUCAUCAAUCAAAAUUUGGACAGUUGCAGCUAGUGUUGGAGUUGUGGAAGCCUUGAAAGACCAAGGCUUAUGUAGGUGGAAUUGUGCUUUAAGAUCAGCUCAACAUCAUGUUAAACAUCAUUUCAGAUCUUUGUCUCAAGCAAGGAAGGUUUCUACCUCUAAUUCAUAUGCUAUGGUUUCUAGUAGAUUAAAGGAACAAAAAGCAAAGCAAUCAGAGGAAUCUUUGAGAACAGUCAUGUACUUAAGCUGUUGGGGUCCCAACAAUUAGAGCCAUCAAGGGCUAUUAGGAAGAAAGAAAAAAAAAAUUGUAUCUGGAAUCAUAGUGAUCAGUGUAGUAUAGUAUCCAAAAUUAAUUGUCCACUAUUGUGACAUAUAUUGAUGUAAAUUUUGAUAAAUGGAAAAUAUAAGCGUUUAUUGAUA